AUGUUGCAGUUUCGGUUAUCGGAAUCUCUCGAAUCUGGCAACCUCGCGGAUGUGGAGGUCUCUGUCGAGCCCUCGCUUUUCCCAGGCCAGCGUGAAACUUUCAAGGCCCACAAGAUGAUCCUGGCUUUACAGAAUGACGUGUUCGAGGCUAUGUUUUACGGCCCCGUCGCCAAGGGGGACCGUAUAGUCAUCACCGACUUGCACCCGGAGGGCGUCCGAGGCCUCUUGCGGUACUUCUACAGCCGCCCUUUGGAUGUACAAACCGCGUACCAGGCCGCCUGUAUCCGUACUGCUCCUGCCAAAUACCUCGUCCCCCAGCUCGAGGAGAGAUGCCUUGCAUUUAUGAACGAACGCAUGGUUACCGACGAGGUGUGUGCUUUCCUGGACUACGUUCUGACCGUGGGCGAGGAAGCCUUGGCCACCCCCGCCACAAUCCUCAUCGUCAAAGACAGCAUCAGGGUGCUCUCCUCCGCGACAUUUACGACUUGCACCCAGGAGACCGUGAGAUAUGUUCUCAAGCACGCCGCCAAUGUUCCCGAGACAUCAGUGCUAAAAGCCGUGUACGGUUGGGGGCGGCAGCGCCUCAGGCGCGCCGAACGUUCGUACAGCAUACGUCUACGCCGUAAAGGGCGCCGGCUUGGAGGCGAACCGGUUGAUUUUCGCGCCAUCAUGCGUCCACUACUCCCCGAGCUACGGUUCCUCGCAUUGACGUCGAAGGACUUCGUCGACGGUCCUAACACGUGGGGAAUCUUCACAGACGCCGAAGCACGGGCAAUUCUGAGCAAUAUCGCCAUAGAAGGCUCAAUGGCGAUGCCGAAAGGAUUCUGCGAGAUCCGCACCGAUCGAGUGUAGCCCUACGCACGAUCUUGAGCUCCAGGAGAUACCGUAUGACGUGCUCGCAGCUUCGUUAUUGUAAAACUGACUUGGGGACAGCAGUGUUCGUAAUGGCACGUGCUGUUUUAUAUCGA
Molecule: messenger RNA, 968 nt
Organism: Dermacentor andersoni
Lineage: Eukaryota; Metazoa; Arthropoda; Arachnida; Ixodida; Ixodidae
Product: BTB/POZ domain-containing protein 6-A-like
Biological process (GO): neurogenesis
Cellular component (GO): cytosol
Molecular function (GO): protein binding
Source: RefSeq, a predicted model, not a curated record